Molecule: messenger RNA, 16615 nt
Organism: Coregonus sp. 'balchen'
Lineage: Eukaryota; Metazoa; Chordata; Actinopteri; Salmoniformes; Salmonidae
Source: the annotation of a GenBank genome assembly
AUGGGAGAGAGGGAAGGGGGAGAGAGUGGGCUUCCAGCGUCCAGCGACAGUAAUUAAAGUAGGAGGUGAUUAGUCCACCUCUGUGUAGGCCAGCUCAUGAGAAAUCUAUUGACUGGCCACGUUAAAUCGUCAAUUUGGAACCAUUAGGCCAGAAACAUGGUGGUAAUGAUGAUGGGUUGAGCCUCUGUGGGGUUACUGGAGAGGAGGCCCCCAUCUCUCUCUCUCCUUGUUGCUCUCCCCCUCUCUCUCAACCCCUCUCUCUCUCUCUCUCUCUCUCUCUCUCCCUCUCUCUCUUUCUCUCUCUCUCCCUCCCUCUCUCUGGGGUCUAACUUGGCUUCGGAGGCCAAACAUCACUGCUGAUGUCGUGAAUUAGGCCCGUGUAAUGAGUCACGCGGUAUUAGCUCCUUUGCCGACCCAUGGCAAAAAUGCUAGCUGGUUCCCUCAGUUCUGACAUCACGGACGAUACAACACAAGACCUGGGAGGGUGGGAGGGUGAACUCACUGCACUGGUCAGGAUUUUAUGUGGAGUUCCCAAGGCCUGUUGCUUAGCUGGUUCACACCUCCAAAAUGUGUGUGGUUGGUGUCACCUGAUGCUCAUCCAGAGUCUGAGGCUCUGGAUGAGCAUCAGGCAACCUAUUCCCUAUUUAGUGCAUCACUUUUUACAAAUAGAGAAUAGUGUGCCAUUUGGGAUGUGGCCUAAGACAAGGAACCCAACAGCAUGAAAGGCAGGCAGUUGAGGACAGAUGACUAACAGUAGCGGCUUGUUUAGUGCUCAGAUAAUAAUGUAAAUGUGCUUGUUUGUGAUAUGUUGUGCCAGUGACAGCUGUAGUGUUUGCUGAUUUAGCAUCACAGAGCGAGAGAUAUUGAAAAUGGUCCCCUGUAUUGCACCAGUCGGAGCAGAAAGGAGCUCCAUGAAUUAUUCACUGCAUUUGGUUUGCUUUCAGUCUCUCUUGGGCUGCGUCUCAAAACCCUAUUCCCUAUAUAGUGCACUGCUUUUGAACAGAUCCCUCUGGGCCCAGGUCAAAAGUAGUGCACUAAACAGGGAAUAGGGUGCCACAAAUGAGACUGAAAGCAAACCAAAUGCAGGUUGCCAACCUGACAUUAUUGCCUUCUUGUUGGUCUCAUUAGUCGACAGGGAAGAAAUAAAAACACAAAGAUUUUUUUUUUUCCAACAUCACAGUAUAACACAGAGGACCACCACUGAUUUUAAACCUGAGACUCCACCUUGUCAAUAACAAACAAUAACUGUCAUGGGCCUCUCACUCCACCGGGUUACCACCUUAAUUUUCUUCCACUCUGCUCACCACUCUCUCUACUCAGCCUAACUAGCUCCACCUGUCCCUGCUCUGCUCUGCUCUAAUUACUCUGCCAGCUGCGCUGCAUUACCCACUACCUCUCCCAGUAUUUAAGGCCCUGUCUUUCAGCUCUCCGGUGUCAGAUCGUCUGCAAAGCUCACACCCGGAACCUGUUUGCUCGCGCUUCUGGCUCACCCUGGUUUUGUGACCCCGGACCUGCCUGUUUUUUGGAUACUCUUCUGCCUCAGGAGAUCCAGACCUGCUUCUGCCAUUACGACUCCUGACUACUCUUCAAUCCCGGUAACUCUGACCAGCCUUCUGCCUUGCUACUACGUAUUUUGGAUUUCCCUUGAACUGUACUGCUGCCUGGUUUCAUUCCGCCCUGUUGUGUCUGUGUCUCCCCCCCCCAGGACUUCUGGACCACCCACCACCGGCUUCAUAGGACGCAUCGCUGCCACUGGGGGGGGCACAGACCCAGCGCAUUGGACGGGAUCCCUGUUACCCCUGGAGCCUUCAUUCACUCCCUACUUCCCUUUUCCCCUUAAGUUUAAUAAACUUUCUGGUGUGACGCAAUUGUGGUCCUCUGGUCGUCUGUCUGAACCGUGACAGUACGAUCUGACCAUUAUGGACUCAGCGCACACUUUCCCCGACAUGGAAACCGAUGAGCAUGAGCAGCAGUUCCAGCAGCAGCAACAACAACUCGCCAUGAUCAUUCAACUCCUCACCAACCUUACCCCAGCCAGUCUGCCCACCAGCCCAGCCCCCGAGUUACCUGCCCCGGUCAUUGCAGCCGCUGCUCCGGAACCCAAGAUUGGAAACCCCGAGCGGUUCAACGGCGAUUCAACCCAGGUCCGGCCAUUCCUGACUAGCUGCCGACUUCAGUUCUCCUUGCAGCCAAGGACCUUCGCCACGGAGGGGGCUAAAGUUGGGUAUGCCAUCACUCACCUGACGGGCCGAGCUCGACUCUGGGGAACAGCAGAGUUCGAACGUCAAACCCCCGCAUGUGCAACCUUCGACCUGUUUGCUGAGGAGAUGCUGAAGGUGUUUGACCUGGAUUCACCCACUGCAGAGGCGUCUCGUGAACUGUUCAGUAUUCGACAAGGCAGACGUACAGUCGCAGACCAUUCCAUCGACUUCCGAACCCUGGCUAGACGAAGUUCUUGGAACACACCAUCGUUGGUGGACGCGUUCUUCCAUAGUUUGGCUGACUAUAUCAAGGACGAGUUGGUCUCCCAUGAACGGCCUUCCACUCUUGAUGAAGCCAUCGCACUGACUGUCAGGAUCGACAGAAGGAUACAGACCCGUCGUCGUGAGAGGGGGCGCCAAGGUCCACCUACUACCGGCAUUCGGAGAGAUCCGACUGGGCUCCUGUCAUCUACUGCCACUCACCCAGGUCAGCUUGAUCAGUCUGAGCCUAUGGAGAUUGGGCGAGCCUCCCUCACUCCUGCAGAGCGCCAGCGCCGCUUCACCUCAAACCUCUGCCUCUAUUGUGGAGGUGAUGGACAUCGUGUGGUAACCUGCCCUUUAAAGGGCCGAAGCUCACCGGGCAUAGGGGGAGUCCGGUUGAGUUCAAUGACCAUCCAGUCCUCCGACCGCAAACCCCUGCUGCAAGUUCACCUCCGCCUCUCUGACUCAACUCACACCCUGGCUGCUCUGGUGGAUUCUGGCGCCGAAGCCAACAUAAUGGACAUCAAGCUGGCACGCCAACUGGGACUGGAGAACCUCCGUUUGACACCUCCUAUUCCUGCCCGGGCACUGGACGGACACUUACUCGGAUCGGUCACUCAUGUCACGGCCCCGGUCUCGAUGGGUCUGUCCGGAAACCAUCAAGAAACUAUCCAGUUUCACCUGCUCCCCUCUCCAGGCCAACCCCUCAUCCUGGGUUACCCAUGGCUCCGCCGGCACAACCCUCAGCUCGACUGGGUGACCGGGGUGAUCAGGGAGUGGGGAGAGGACUGCCACCGAACCUGCCUGCUUGCUGCCGCACUACCCCCCUCGGCCAGUACCUACUAACUCCGCUCCUGACCUCUCCAAUGUCCCAGAAUGCUACCAUGGUCUCAGAGAGGUGUUUAACAAAGCAAGAGCCACAUCUCUGCCCCCUCACCGACCGUACGACUGUGCCAUCGACCUCCUCCCUGGAACAGCUCCUCCAAAGGGUCGUCUUUAUUCGUUGUCUGCUCCUGAAAGAAAGUCCAUGGAGGACUACAUCAAUGGCUCUCUGUCCGCAGGAUUAAUCCGUUCAUCUUCAUCUCCUGCUGGUGCUGGCUUCUUCUUUGUGGGGAAGAAGGACGGAUCUCUUCGCCCCUGCAUCGACUACAGGGGACUCAACGACAUCACAGUGAAAAAACCGUUACCCUCUGCCUCUGCUCACCUCUGCUUUUGAGUUGCUCCAGGGAGCCACUGUUUUUACCAAGUUGGAUCUCAGAAACGCUUACCACCUAGUGCGGAUCCGGGAGGGAGAUGAAUGGAAAACCGCAUUCAAUACACCAACAGGCCACUACGAGUAUCUGGUUAUGCCUUUUGGCCUCACCAAUGCUCCUGCUGUGUUCCAGGCUCUAGUGAAUGAUGUACUGCGGGACAUGUUAAACAAGUUUGUCUUCGUUUACCUGGAUGAUAUCUUAAUCUACUCCAGAAACCUGUCUGAACACACCCGCCAUGUCCAGCAAGUCCUUCAUCGUCUUCUGGAGAAUUCCCUCUACGCCAAGGCAGAGAAAUGUGAGUUUCACGUCAAGACAGUGGCCUUCCUGGGGUACAUAGUGGCAGAGGGAAGUAUCCAAAUGGAUCCUGCCAAAGUAUCAGCAGUCACUUCAUGGCCAGUUCCGGAGAACAGAAAGAAGCUGCAACAGUUUCUGGGGUUUGCUAACUUCUAUAGGAAGUUUAUCCGGAACUACAGUACCGUUGCUGCCCCUCUCACUGCUCUAACCAGCACCAAGCAACCCUUCACCUGGACCCCAGCAGCCGACAAAGCCUUCAGUACCCUCAAGGUGAGGUUCACCUCCGCUCCCAUCCUCCAGAUGCCUGAUGUGGACCGGCAAUUCAUUGUGGAGGUGGACGCCUCGGAUGUGGGAGUUGGUGCUGUGAUUUCUCAGUGGGCUGCGGAGGAUAGGAAGCUCCAUCCCUGUGCCUUUUUCUCACGUCGGUUGUCCCCCUCUGAGUGCAAUUACGACAUAGGGAACCGUGAGCUGCUGGCUGUGAAGCUUGCCUUGGAGGAGUGGCGUCACUGGCUGGAGGGGUCCACCAUUCCAUUUCUCGUUUGGACCGAUCAUAAGAACUUGGAGUACAUCCGCACGGCCAAACGGUUGAACUCCAGGCAGUCCCGCUGGGCCCUGUUCUUCACCAGGUUUAAUUUCACUCUGUCAUACCGGCCUGGAUCACGCAACACCAAGCCAGACGCCCUCUCCCGUCAAUUCCAGAAGGAUGACACCCCCGUCCAAGGACCCUGUGUCGAUUCUGCCAAGUCCCUGCAUCGUUGCAGCUCUGACCUGGGCUGUUGAGGAACAGGUGCUGGAGGCUCUCCGUAACCAGCCAGGUCCCAGCACUUGCCCAGCUGACCGCCUUUUUGUCCCCGAAGACCUGAGGUCCCAGGUCGUUCAGUGGGGACAUGACUCCCGCCUAGCUUGUCACCCUGGCUCCACCCGCACUUACAACCUGCUCGCCCAGAGGUUCUGGUGGCCCUCUCUGAGGAAGGAUGUACGGGAAUUCGUCCAAGCCUGCCCCAUCUGCAACCAACACAAGUCGUCCUGCCAGCCCCCAGCCGGAUUGCUGCAGCCCCUGCCUGUGCCCAGACGUCCCUGGUCUCACAUCGCCCUUGACUUUGUCACGGGGCUGCCCCCUUCAAGUGGCAUGACCGUCAUUCUCACCAUCGUUGACCGUUUCAGCAAGAUGGCACACUUCAUUCCCCUCCCCAAGCUCCCAACCGCCAAGGAGACCGCCCAGGUGGUCCUGGAACACGUCUUCCGGAUCCACGGACUGCCAAAGGAUGUAGUUUCUGACCGUGGUCCACAAUUCUCCUCCGCUUUUUGGAAGGAGUUCUGUCACCUGCUGGGAGCCACAGUCAGUCUGACUUCCGGAUUCCAUCCCCAAUCCAAUGGGCAGUCAGAGCGGGCUAAUCAGGAGCUCGAGAAGGCACUGCGAUGCAUGACUUCACGCAACCCCCACUCCUGGUCGCAGCAAUUGACAUGGGUGGAGUACGCACACAAUUCUCUGACCUGCUCUGCCAUCGGUAUGUCCCCUUUCCAAUGUGUUUAUGGAUACCAGCCUCCUCUAUUUGCCAGCCAGGAAGAGGAGGUUACUUGCCCAUCUGCACUUGCUUUUGCCCGUCGAUGUCGCCGCACCUGGUCACAAGCCCGAGCCACACUCCUCAGAUCCGUUGCCAGCUACACUACCGGGGCCAACCGUCGGAGAAUUCCUGCUCCCACCUACCAUGUUGGUCAAAGGGUGUGGUUGUCAUCGAAGAACCUGCCACUCAGGGUGGAGUCGCAGAAGCUGGCACCUCGGUUCAUUGGCCCAUUCCCUAUCAUAAGAGUGAUUAGCCCAACUGCUGUCCGGCUCCAACUGCCUAAUUCCCUGAGGGUGCACCCCACUUUCCAUGUGUCUAAGAUUAAGCCCAUCCAUGAGAGUCCGCUGGUCCCUGCUGCGCCUGGUCCUCCUCCUCCACGGCUCGUCGAUGGUGGUCUGGUUUACACCGUCCGCCGCCUGCUUCGGUCCAGACGGAGGGGUAGGGGUCUCCAGUACCUCAUUGACUGGGAGGGCUAUGGACCUGAGGAGAGGACCUGGGUGCCAGCUAGUCGGAUUGUGGAUAGGACUCUCAUCACCGCUUUCCACCAACGGCAUCCUGAUCAACCUGCAAUCCGUAGGGGCCGCCCCAGAGGGGUCCCUAACCGUCCGGCCCGCUCGGCUUCCUGUCCUGUGCCUGAUCCUGUCUCGGGACCUGUCCCAUCUCCCGACCACGGCCCUCCGGCUUCCUCCGAGGAUGAGGACGUUCACUCGGACCGUUCGGAGGAGUUCUAGCCCUCCUCCGGCUCCCCUCCUCCCGCCCGGCGUGGUGUUGCUCUUGGGACUUCUGGGGCCGUCCCUUGGGGGGGGGGUUCUGUCAUGGGCCUCUCACUCCACCGGGUUACCACCUUAAUUUUCUUCCACUCUGCUCACCACUCUCUCUACUCAGCCUAACUAGCUCCACCUGUCCCUGCUCUGCUCUGCUCUAAUUACUCUGCCAGCUGCGCUGCAUUACCCACUACCUCUCCCAGUAUUUAAGGCCCUGUCUUUCAGCUCUCCGGUGUCAGAUCGUCUGCAAAGCUCACACCCGGAACCUGUUUGCUCGCGCUUCUGGCUCACCCUGGUUUUGUGACCCCGGACCUGCCUGUUUUUUGGAUACUCUUCUGCCUCAGGAGAUCCAGACCUGCUUCUGCCAUUACGACUCCUGACUACUCUUCAAUCCCGGUAACUCUGACCAGCCUUCUGCCUUGCUACUACGUAUUUUGGAUUUCCCUUGAACUGUACUGCUGCCUGGUUUCAUUCCGCCCUGUUGUGUCUGUGUCUCCCCCCCCCAGGACUUCUGGACCACCCACCACCGGCUUCAUAGGACGCAUCGCUGCCACUGGGGGGGGCACAGACCCAGCGCAUUGGACGGGAUCCCUGUUACCCCUGGAGCCUUCAUUCACUCCCUACUUCCCUUUUCCCCUUAAGUUUAAUAAACUUUCUGGUGUGACGCAAUUGUGGUCCUCUGGUCGUCUGUCUGAACCGUGACAAUAACAAAUCUAGUCCCCCGUAGACAGAUUAGCGUGGAAACUCAGGGAGGAAAUUGCCUCAUCAUGACUUGAUUUUAGAGUACUGUUUAUUUUUUAAGACAUAAUAAUAUAACUCUUGACUGGUACGCCACCAUUGCAUCACCUUAAUAAUGAUAAUAAUAAUAAUAUGCCAUUUAGCAGACACUUUUAUCCAAAGCGACUUACAGUCAUGUGUGCAUACAUUUUUGUGUAUGGGUGGUCCCGGGGAUCGAACCCACUACCCUGGCGUUACAAGCGCCAUGCUCUACCAGCUGAGCUAAAGAGGAUCACCCACCUUCAUGUAAUUACUUCAAAAUUACUUCAAAUUCUCACUGUAUCCGUUCAAGCUGUGGGUGAUGUUUCACUCACAUUUCGGAUAUUCAAGCAAUGUCUUCAUCUUCAGAUUUUAAAAUAUUAGAAAAAUGUAUUGUGCAGAUUUUGGUCAAGGUGAAGGUUGUUGUAGCCUGUACUGUAUUUACUCUUUCACUUUUUAAACUCUUCUUGAAGUUACUUAACAGUAUAUACAGUGACCUCCAAAAGUAUUGGGACAGUGAUUAAUAUACUUCUUUGGGGCUCUGUACUCCAGCACUUUGGAAUUGAAAUGAUACAAUGACUAUGAAGUUAAAGUGCAGACUGUCAGCAUUAAUUUGAGGGUAUUUUCAUCAAUAUCGGGUGAACCAUUUAGAAAUUACAGCACUUUUUGUACAUAGUCCCCCAAUUUUAGGGGACAAAAGUAUUGGGACAAAUACUGUAUUAAAGUAGUCAAACGUUUAGUAUUUGGUCCCAUAUUCCUAGCAUGCAAUGAUUACAUCAAGCUUGUGACUCUACAAAAUUGUUGGAUGCAUUUGCUGUUCGUUUUGGUUGUGUUUAAGAUUAUUUUGUGCCCAAUAGAAAUGAAUAGUAAAUAAUGUAUUGUGUCAUUUUGGAGUCACUUCUACAUUAAUGUUGAUGGUACCAUGAUUAAGGAUAGUCCUGAAUGAAUCAUAGGAUAGUCCUGAAUGAUGAGUGAGAAAGUUACAGAUGCACAAAUAUCAUAUACCCAAGGCAUGCUAACCUCUUACCAUUACAAUAACCGGGGAGGUUAGCAUUUUUUGGGAGGUAUGAUAUUUGUGCGUCUGUAAUGCUCAAUGCUCGAAACUGCGCUAUGCCACUGGGCUUCCACCAUUUUAAAGUAGUUAACUGGGUGGGGAUUCCUAUGAGUUGGGAGCAAUCAGCCAAUGAAGAAUAAAAAAAAUUUACUACUUUAAAAUGUUAGGUAGCCUCAAUGGCGCUGCCCAUGCUGUCACAAACGUUAUGAUGGCACAGAUACAAAGAUGAGUCCUGUAUCUAUAUCUAUGGCCUGUUGUUGACAUGUGUAUCUGCCCUCUCAUUGGCUACAAUGGUCCCACAUGAUCUCGCCUUCUCCCGCCUGCCUUCCAUCUUUGAGGACAUGUAUUUCCAUUGUUACAGCGGUCGCUUGACUAUCUUGUCAAUAUAAUAGACAAUCUUCGGCUAUACCGGUUUCAUUGUAACUGUGCUGAACAAAGAUGGCAGACAAAAGUGAAAGCGCUUGCCAAGGUUCUAAUCAGUACUCUCCCAGCUGUGAGGGAUGAGUAAUGAGCAAAGGGGCCAAGUCAGGCCCUAAUGAAGUCAGCUAGCUCUCUCAAACUCCAUCUCCAUCACACUCUUUCUCUAACUCUCCUGCUGCUGCUGCCGUGCUGUAUAAGGUGUUUGUCUGCAUGAAGCGAGCUAGCGAGCUAUACCGCUCUCCUAAUUUACCCCUGGGAGGGAAGAUAAAUGGAUGACGCUAAUUAAGUGAACGCAGUGAUGGCAGUAGUGGUAUUGGAAGGCCGCGGUGUGAAUGUCCAAUGUCUAAGUAUGGAAUUUAAGUGGUGGUGAUGGCGAUAUGCCUUGUUUUGUAUCUGUUUCAUGUAAUAUGUUACAUAUGAAAUGCAUACAGUUGAAGUCGGAAGUUUACAUACACCUUAGCCAAAUACAUUUAAAAUCAGUUUUUCACAAUUCCUGACAUUUCAUCCUAGUAAAACUUCCCUGUUUUAGGUCAGUUAGGAUCACCACUUUAUUUUAAGAAUGUGAAAUGUCAGAAUAAUAGUAGAGAGAAUUAUUUAUUUCAGCUUUUAUUUAUUUAAUCACAUUCCCAGUGGGUCAGAAGUUUACAUACACUCAAUUAGUAUUUGGUAGCAUUGCCUUUAAAUUGUUUAACUUGGGUCAAACGUUUCGGGUAGCCUUCCACAAGCUUCCCACAAUAAGUUGGGUGAAUUUUGGCCCAUUCCUCCUGACAGAGCUGGUGUAACUGAAUCAGGGUUGUAGGCCUCCUUGCUCGCACACGCUUUUUCAGUUCUGCCCACACAUUUUCUAUAGGAUUGAGGUCAGGGCUUUGUCAUGGCCACUCCAAUACCUUGACUUUGUUUUCCUUAAGCCAUUUUGCCACAACUUUGGAAGUAUGCUUGGGGUCAUUGUCCAUUUGGAAGACCCAUUUGCGACCAAGCUUUAACUUCCUGACUGAUGUCUUGAGAUGUUGCUUCAAUAUAUCCACAUUAUUUUCCAGUCCCUCCUGCAGUAAAGCACCCCGACAGCAUGAUGCUGCGACCCCCGUGCUUCACGGUUGGGAUGGUGUUCUUCGGCUUUCAAGUGCCCCUUUUUCCUCCAAACAUAACGAUGGUCAUUAUGGCCAAACAGUUCUAUUCUUCUUUCAUCAGACCAGAGGACAUUUCUCCAAAAAGUACGAUCUUUGUCCCCAUGUGCAGUUGCAAACCAUAGUCUGGCUUUUUUAUGGCAGUUUUGGAGCAGUGGCUUGUUCCUUGCUGAGCGGCCUUUCAGGUUAUGUCGAUAUAGGACUCGUUUUACUGUGGAUAUAGAUACUUUUGUACCUGUUUCCUCCAGCAUCUUCACAAGGUCCUUUGCUGUUGUACUGGGAUUGAUUUGCACUUUUCGCACCAAAGUAUGUUCAUCUCUAGGAGACAGAACGCGUCUCCUUCCUGAGCGGUUUUAUAGUUGCGUACAAUUUUUUGUACAGAUGAAUGUGGUACCUUCAGGCAUUUGGAAAUUGCUCCCAAGGAUGAACCAGACUUGUGGGGGUCUACCAUUUUUUUCUGAGGUCUUGGCUGAUUUCUUUUGAUUUUCCCAUGAUGUCAAGCAAAGAGGCACUGAGUUUGGAGGUAGGCCUUGAAAUACAUCCACAGGUACACCUCCAAUUUACUCAAAUUAUGUCAAUUAGCCUAUUAGAAGCUUCUAAAGCCAUGACAUCAUUUUCUGGAAUUUUUCAAGCUGUUUAAAGGCACAGUCAACUUAGUGUAUGUAAAAUUCUAACCCACUGGAAUUGUGAUACAGUGAAUCAGUGUGAUAAAGUGUGAUACACUCACUAAAAUAAAGUGAAAUAAUCUGUCUGUAAACAAUUGUUGGAAAAAUUACUUGUGUCAUGCACAAAGUAGAUGUCCUAACCGACUUGCCAAAACUAUAGUUUGUUAACAAGACAUUAGUGGAGUGGUUGAAAAACGAGUUUUAAUGACUCCAACCUAAGUGUAUGUAAACUUCCGACUUCAACUGUACUGAGCAUGUUAAGGAGUGACAGAGAGAGCAUUGACAGAUGCAGCUCUCGCUCUCUCUCUCUCUCUCUCUCUCUCUCUCUCCCUUUCUCUCCUUCACUCUCUUUCUGCCAAUCAAUAAUUCACUGGAGUUUGAAUACAAAUCUAGGGUGAUCAGUUCUGGUUUCACACAAUAAUGUAAUUGCCAUUAACGAGCUUGGAUUCUGCAAAACUCUCCCCAACUAGCUACCCUCUUUCCUUCUGCCUUUCUUUCUGCCUUUCUUUCUUUCUUUUUUUAUUUUCAUCUUUCUCUUGCAUGAAAGGAGGCAGACUCUGGUUUCUGCUUCCUCUUUUGCCUCUGAGUAAUCGCUCACCUAAGGGAAGUGUCAGAGGAGACCACACAAAGCAGUGGCAGCGGCGAGGAUUAUGAUGUAUAGCCUCUAUGCAACGCAGUCUAAACGAAAUCCUACCAAUUAAUGUGUAUUUGAAAUUUAGGCCACUUGUUAAUGAUGACACACAAUAUUUGGAAUUGCAACUAUGUUGAAUUUACAUCCUUCAGCCCCCAUGCUGCUCUGAAAUUAAGUGUAUUUUAUUUAUACAAUGCCUUCAGAAAGUAUUCAUACCCUUUGACUUAUUCCACAUUUUGUUGUUGUCACGUUCGUUCAAUGACGGGUCAGACCAAGGCGCAGCGUGAUACGCUUACAUGUUUAUUCAACUUAAUAAACACAAGACAAAACCCCAAAGGUGCGGACACAACAUAAACAUAACAGGGUAGGGGCCGGGUGGGCAUUCUGCCUCGGAGGCGGAUCCGGCUCCGGGCGUGACGACCUCUUACUCUCCGCCUCCCUGUUGCGCCCCUGGUCUGGUCUGGAGCCGCUGACCGGAGCUGGACCAGGCACCGGUGGAGCGGACUGCUCAGGCUCUGGACUAGAGCCGCUGACCGGAGCUGGACUUGGCACCGGUGGAGCGGACUGCUCUGGCUCCGGAGUGGAGCAGCUGACCGGAGCUGGACUGGACCCCGGUGGAGCGGACUGCUCUGGCUCCGGAGUGGAGCCGCUGACCGGAGCUGAACCGGGCACCGGUGGAGCGGACUGGGUUCCUUUAUUAACCCCCGCUCCUUCUGCUGCCUAACCAGCUCCUCUCUCCGUGCCUCCACUAUUUCCUUCUCCCUUUUAGCCUCCUGUAGCGCCUCCCUCUGACCGAAUAACUCCUGCUCCCUCUGAACCAACAGCCCCCGUAACAUGGUGGCCUCCUCUCCUAACCUGCAGAUCCGCCCUUCCACGGCCUCCUGCUGCCUCGUCGUCCACCCCGUGUGCCCCCCCAAAAAUGUUCUUGGGGUUGCCUCUCGGGUCUCUGUCGUCGGCACUGUUGGCGCCGUUUCUCCUCUCCUACCUGGGCAUCUAACUUCAUCGCCUCCCGAUAACGGACGGCCUCCUCCUUAGUAAUUCUCCCCCAACCGUGGAGGACAUCUACUAAGGUUACCUCCCGUUGAGUCCCAGGCGUUUGCUCCUUCUGGGCACGCUGCUUGGUCCUCGUUUGGUGGGAUCUUCUGUCACGUUCAUUCAAUGACGGGUCAGACCAAGGCGUAGCGUGAUAUGCGUACAUGUUUAUUCAACUUAAUAAACACACGACAAAACAAUAAAUGAAACGUGAAGUCCUAAGAUAGACACACAACAUACCUUACACGGAACAAGAUCCCACAACUAGACAGUGCCAAUAGGCUGCCUAAGUAUGGUCCCCAAUCAGAGACAACGAGCGACAGCUGCCUUUAAUUGGGAACCACACCGGCCAACAUAGAACUAUACAUACUAGAUCACCAACAUAGAAAAUACAACAUAGAACCUUCACACCCUGACUCAACAUAUAAGAGUCCCCUGAGUCAGUGCGUGACGGUUGUGUUACAGCCUGAAUUCAAAAUGCAUUAAAUAUUUUUUAAAAUCUUACCCCAUCUACACAAAAUACCCCAUAAUGACAAAGUGAAAACAUGCAGAUGACAAGCAUACCCAUAACGUGAUGCAGCCACCAGCAUUCUUGAAAAUAUGUAGAGUGGUACUCAAUGUUGGAUUUGACCCAAACAUAAUGCUUUAUAUUUUGGACAUAAAGUAUGAUGUUUUCCCCUAUUUGUUUUCAGUUUUACUUUUGUGCCUUAUUUUUAUUCUGUGGAGGCUUCCUUCUUUUCACUCUCAUGAAAGUUAAUAUGGUGGAGUAACUACAACGUUGUUGAUCCAUCCUCAGUUUUGUCCUUUCACAACCAUUAAACUCUGUAACUGUUUUAAAGACUAAAUGUACCUCAUGGUGAAAUCCCUGAGCGAUAUCCUUCCUCUCCGGCAACUGAGUUAGGAAGGAUGCCUGUAUCUUUGUUGUGACUGGGUGUAUUGAUGCAAUUAAUAACUUUACCACAUUUUUACUCCUUAACUUAUUUAGACUUGCCAUAACAAAAUCUCAAUUUAAUCCAUUUAAAAUUCAGGCUGUAACACAACAAAAAUGUAGAAAAAGUCAAAGGGUGUGAAUACUUUCUGAAGGCACUGUACGUUUCCAUCCCAGACUGAAACGUCAGAAGUGUUACCCUGAGUUGGCAUGCAAUGUCAUAGCAAUGCCUGUUAAAGGGAUAGUUUAUCGAAAUUGCAAAACAACAUAUUGAUUGCCUUUUACACUUGCGUUGGUUUUGGGCCAAAAAUGCUGAGUAUUUAGAGACAGUGGCCAAGUAAACAAAACCUAAGCAUUGUUGUUUUACCAUGUCUAUAAACUGCUUACAGGGUAAAGAAACCAAUAUACUACUAUUGUAAGUCUUGAACUGCUCUACAACAGGACAAAUCCAAUAGAAAGCAAUGCAAAUGAAAUAAAUGCAUCUUUAUGGUACUCCACAGUUCCCCCUGAUGACCCUGUGAUUGUUGGGGCCCCUGUGGUGAGCCUAAGGGCCGGCGACCCCCUCAACCUGACGUGCCACGCCGACAAUGCCAAGCCUGCCGCUUCCAUCAUCUGGAUCCGCAACGGGCAGGAACUGAAGAACGCCAUGCACUCUAAGGUAAGGACAUGGGCUUAGCUUCCACUAGGGAUGGGGGGGACAUGUCCCCUCCACAUUCUGAAAUUGCAUUUUUGUCCCCCCCAGUUUUAUAAUUUAAUUGUAGGUAUGGAUCUAGACUGGGUAUGGUUUGAGCUAGAUUUGAAUGAUCUCUGUGCUGACCUGACUCUUUCAACAGGACAUCGCUAUUUGUACAUAUUGAAACUAAUUCAACACCUUAACCAUUACACCAAGCAAUUCAAACUGACUUAUUAAGGUUGCUACAAUGGCCCCUUCCUACGGAAAGAGCGCCCAUCGCUUUUCUAUCUGCAGUCCCUCAUGCCCAGGCUUUGAUGGCAUCACAGUAGCGUCAUCCCACUUCUGACACCAAUGUAGAGAAUUCAGGGGGUUGCUCUGACCAGCACUCCAGCGAAUGUCAACCCAACACCAUAGCUGUUACGCCAAGAGAUCCAAACCUCUUCACUAUACAAUAUGUAUGUAUGUACUGUAUUUAUGUAUGUACAAAUUCAAUACAUACUGAUAAAACUGUUAUUAUACCUCUAUACAAGACAUGAAUCUAGAUAUUUUGCACUCACUAAAAACUACAAGAACUGCAUACACUGAAAUUAAGUUUACAUAAAUUGAUUGUGCACCUGAAAUGUGUCCUUUGGACCUUGAUAAGAGGUGUGCUCUCUCUUCCCUCACUUGGAGGAAUCCUUCCCACUCUUUCUAUCUUCCUCUCUUCUCCUCUCUUCACUCUUAACCUUCCUCCAUGUGUCCUGAAAAAGGCCUCGCUCUGUCAGUUUAAUUUACAUUUUACAUUUUAGUCAUUUAGCAGACGCUCUUAUCCAGAGCGACUUACAGUUAGUGAGUGCAAACGCCAUGCUCUACCAACUGAGCUACACUGGACCGUGGCAGCUGAGAUUUUUUAUUUGAUUCACGGGGCAAGAUGGAGCACUAGUGCUUUAAACAUGACGAAAAAAGAGAAACCAUUCCAACACUCUACAUUAUGGAUGUGUUCAUGGGCAAUUUGUUCACUUUGUCAGCCCUGAGUCGGAAACUGAGCAAGUGAGAGGCGCGUUUAAUCUUGCAGUGUGAUCUUGCUUGUUCCCACUCAAACUCACUGGAGAGCGCUCCUUUCACUCAUUGUAAGCCCAUAAAUUAGACACAGGCAAACCACUUAGACAUAUUUAUUAUUAUAUCAGCACCCUCCUUCCCAAUUAAUAUUCCAUACAUCCCCACUUUACAUCACUCUAACAUGGAGAUAGGACUAUUUUGGGAAAAUAAGGAGUAUUCUAGAAUUCUAUUGGGAUCUUGAUGGUUAAUAACUGACACAGGGAGGGUAUAGUUACUUUGUAAGUACUUAGUAUCAGCAUCUGUAUGGAACAUUUGUAUAUGUGUCACAUCUGAUACUGAUUACAUCAUAUUGAUGACACGUCACAAUGUUAGGAUGUCAAGUCUUUUUGAUUCAUCUGAAUCUGUUAACAGCUCCAUUUUAAAUGCAUCAGGAUACUUUAUUUUGGAGACAGAGCACCAAUAUGUUUCAUCUUCAUCCAUGGAUGAGGCUGGGUUUUGGAAAAACAUACUUUGAUUCAGAUCAUGACUUGACUUGGCAUAUCAAGACAUGCAAAUUGAGGUAAACGAUAGAGAGACGACUGAUUCCAUCUGUCAAGUAUGACAUCAGAAAUCUGUUUUUAAAAAUUUACACCACUAAACUCUAUUACUAUGUAAUUACAAAUAUGUUACUACCAUGUUAUUACUAUGUAAUUCAAGGCAAGACAUACAUGAGAUUCAUGAGGUCAUACAGUUCGUAUAUAUUGCAUGAUGUACUGUAAAUCGAUUGCUCCCCAUCUACUGUAUUACUUGCAAUGGCUGUGAUAUGUGGUUGUCUUAUUUACCUUAGUUGCUCUAGUCACUCUGGAUAAGGAUGCUAAAUGAACACAACGUAAAUGUAAUUUAAAUAAGACAUCUUGUAAUGAUAAUAGCUAUCUCUGGUCUUGCAUUGAUUCCUCAGACACUGUUGCAGGAUGGGCGAAGGGAGAGUACAGUCAGCUCACUCUACCUCUCUGCUUCCAACAUCGAGACAGGCCAACAAAUCACCUGUCGCGCCUCAAACAAGGCCGUGCCCAACGGGAAAGAUGCCAUUGUCACAAUCGAUAUUCAACGUGAGUACAGCGCCCCAUAUCUCACACUCGCUCACAUUAAAUUCAUCCAUUCGUCUAUCUAUUUGAACAAUCAAACACUGUAUUUAUCCUAUUUUUACUGCAGAAUUCUACCCCUAACAUUGCACAUGCUAAAUCAACAUUUCCAAUAUUUAUUAACAUUGUCUUUUGGAGGGUCCAAGGCUGGGUUUUCACAAACACUGUCGAAAUGUGAAUUCUAUUAAAUGCAGCACUUCCUAUUCAAAUAAAAAUUAACAUGACUGAUGUGGUCUGGGAGCACAAUGGAAGAGAUAAUGUGUUUGAUGUCAUGGUCUCAGCCAAUGAAAAUCAAUGUUAGUGUUUGCCAUUUGAUUCUUCUUGUGUGUAUGGCCAUUGUGUGCACUUCUCUUUCUUUCUUUCUUUCUUUCUUUCUUUCUUUCUUUCUUUCUUUCUUUCUUUCUUUCUUUCUUUCUUUCUUUCUUUCUUUCUUUCUUUCUUUCUUUCUUUCUUUCUUUCUUUCUUUAUUUAUUUCUUUCUUGUGCUCAACCUGCCACUAAUCAUUUAUACAAAAGUACUAUCAAAAGAGAUUCCUUCUGAAUAGUAAAAAAUAGGCCCCUCUGUACAAAAUGCAAUUGUCAGAAGGUAUUAUUUGAUCACAAAAACCAUUUGCCGUAAGUUAUGGAUUUUGAACAAAGGCCUUUUGCAUCCAUCACAGCUCCUUCAAAGCUAUUAAGUUUGACUAAUAAAACUGAAAUACUAUUCAAGGAUCCAUUACUUUUGACAGCUCUAUUCUUCCUCAUCGUGCAUUCUUUCUAUUUUUGUGUGUCAUCCAAAAGGAAUCCUCUCCCCAAGCCUUGGCACGGGGAGAGACAGAAACAAGAGCGCUAAGUGA